This is a messenger RNA of Anoplophora glabripennis (Asian longhorned beetle), 4030 nucleotides long. Its product is annotated as zinc finger protein 729-like. Gene Ontology annotation, biological process: regulation of transcription by RNA polymerase II. The transcript is spliced from 10 exons. Bases 76 to 3585 code for a protein of 1169 amino acids. NCBI's taxonomy places the organism in Eukaryota, Metazoa, Arthropoda, Insecta, Coleoptera, Cerambycidae. The record is from RefSeq and is a predicted model, not a curated record. Gene Ontology annotation, molecular function: RNA polymerase II transcription regulatory region sequence-specific DNA binding; DNA-binding transcription factor activity, RNA polymerase II-specific; zinc ion binding. Gene Ontology annotation, cellular component: nucleus.
GACGAAGAAGAAAUAUAUAAAUGUGGUUAUGGAAUGGGUUUUGAGUUUACUCAACAAGAAGCGCAAUAAAUAAAUAUGCAAGCAACAAUCGUGGAAGAGACAUUUUGUAGGCUGUGCCUAAAUACUAUAAGGGAUUCAAAUUGCCGGGUGAUAGAAGAAGUCAUAAGGGAUAUUCUAAAAAUUGUUUUGCCGGAUGUGAAUUUGGAGGAGAAAGUUACACAUGUCAUGUGUGCAACAUGUUCCGUAAAAUUAUUUGCUGCUUUUAAUUUUAAAUCAGUAUGUAUGGAUACGGAGGAUUUAAUUUUUCCUCACAUUACUGCCAGUAAAAUAUCAGUGAUCGAUUUAAAGGAAGUUUAUCUAAAAGAGAAGGGAAAUAUUCAGUUAAUCGAUGCAUCAGAAGAUUGGAGAAUCUGCCGAUUAUGUUUUCAGUCGGUAACUUACGGAUUUGUGGCAUUAAAUGAAGUGGAUGUUGACGUAAUCGAUACAUAUAUACCACAGGUUAACAUCGGUGCUACCAGGGAUCCUGUUAUAUGCACAACAUGCUUUGAUUCGCUUUGUACCCAUGGCAAUUUUUUACAGAACUGUAUUGAUGCACAUGAGAAAUAUACAAACGUCGAUAAACAGUCUUACAUUAAAACUGAAGAAAUUGAAAUAAAACCGGAAGAUCAUCAGGACUGCGACACGCUACAGCUGACCUCCGAUGAUGAAUCAUUGGAGAAGAGUGACUCUAAAUGUACAGAAGAGGAUGGAUGUAGAGCAGUGAACAAAUAUAAUACGAAAUCCAAGAAGGAGCGCAAAGUAUCAUACAAAUGUGAUAAAUGUAUUUAUGAAACUGAAAGCGAGAGGUGUUUUACCGCACACUGUGAGAGACACAAAAAUGAUUAUGUAGUGUAUAAAUGUGAGUCAUGUAAGUAUAAAACUAAAAAUAAGAAAUUACUUCAAAGGCAUCUGUUGAGGCAUAAAAGCAUUUCAAAAAUACGUAUGCACCAGUACGAAUCAUGUAAUUACGAGACAAAGUGCAGAUCUAACCUUGCUGAGCAUCAGGUGAAACACAAAACACAAUUGUACAAGUGCAACUUCUGUGAUUUCAAAACAAAACGGAGGACCAAUUUUAAUAGUCAUUACAUAAAACACAAAGACUCAAACAAAUGUGAUGAAUACGAUUAUAAAACUGAAUGCAAGUCAUUGCCUCUUAACGACACUCCACAGCUGCGUAUUUAUAAAUGCAAUGGUUGCAACUACGAAUCAAAGGAUAAGAGUAAUUUCAACAAACAUCAGUUGGUGCAUAAAGAUCCUUCUCAGGUCCAAAUGUACAGAUGUAACGACUGCCACCACGAAAGUAAGUACAAGAAUGCUAUCAAACGGCACCAACUGAAACACGAAGAUCCGUCUCAGGUCCAAAUAUACAGCUGUAAUGACUGCAAUUACACAGCUAAGUACAAGAAUAAUAUCAAACAGCAUCGACUGAAACAUAAAGAUCCUUCGCAGAUUCAAAUGUACAGGUGUAACGACUGUGAUUACGAAACUAGAUACAGACGUUAUUUAAAACAACACCAACUGAAACAUAAAGAUCCUUUGCUGGUUCAAACGUAUAGGUUGGAAAUGGUAAAAGGGCUUAUAAUAAACCUNGUGCUACCAGGGAUCCUGUUAUAUGCACAACAUGCUAAUAUCAAUACUACCAGGGAUCCUGUUAUAUGCACAACAUGCUGUGAUUCGCUUCGUACCCAUGGCAGUUUUUUAAAAAACUGCCUUGAUGCGCAGGAAAAAUAUACAAAUGUCGAUAAACAGUCUUACGUUAAAACUGAGGAAAUAGAAAUAAAACUGGAAGAUGAUCAGGUUGCAAGGGAAAAAUAUAAAAAUGUCGAUAAACAGUCUUACGUUAAAACUGAGGAAAUAGAAAUAAAACUGGAAGAUGAAGGCAGGUUGUGUCUAAAUACUAUAAGUGAUUCAAAUUGCCAGGUGAUAGAAAAAGACAUAAGCGAUAUUCUGAAAAUUGUUUUGCCGCAUUUGAAUUUGGACGAAGAAGUUAAAUAUUUCAUGUGUACAACAUGUUCCAUAAAAUUAUUUGCUGCUUUUAAUUUUAAGUCUGUAUGUAUGGAUACGGAGGAUUUAAUUUUUCCUCAUAUUAACGCUAAUGAAAUGUCAGUGAUUGAUUUAAAGGAAGUUUAUCUAAAAGAGAAGGGAAAUAUUCAGUUAAACGAUAUAUCCGAAGAUUGGAGAAUCUGUCGACUAUGUUUUCAGCCGGUAACUUACGAAUUUGUGGCACUAAAUGAAGUGGACCUUGACAUAAUCAAUACAUAUAUACCACAGGUUAACAUCAGUGCUACCAGGGAUCCUGUUAUAUGCACAACAUGCUGUGAGUCGCUUCGUACCCAUGGCAGUUUUUUAAAGAACUGCCUUGAUGCGCAGGAAAAAUGUACAAAUGUCGAUAAACAGUCUUACGUUAAAACUGAGGAAAUAGAAAUAAAACUGGAAGGUUAUCAGGACAGUGACACGCAACUGCAGAGCUCCGAUAAUGAACCAUCCGCGAAGAGUGACUGUAAAGAUACUGAAGAGGAUGGAUGUAAAGCUGAGAAUAGGGCAGCGAAUAAAUUUAACAUAAAAAUCAACCAAGAACGCAAACUAUCAUACAAGUAUGACAAAUGUGAUGACAAAACUGAAAGCGAGAGGUGUUUAACAACAAACUGUGCAAAACAAAAAAAUGAUUCGGUAGUAUAUGAAUGUGAAUCGUCAAAAUAUGAAACCAAAAAUAAAAAAUUACUUCAGAGACAUGAAAACAUUUCAAAAAUACAUAUGCACCAGUACAAAUCAUGUAAUUACAAGACAAAGUGCAGGUCUAAUCUUGCUAAGCAUCAGGUGAAGCCCAAAGCAAAAUUGUACAAGUGCAACUUCUGUGAUUUCAAAACAAAAUGGAGGGCCAAUUUUAAUAGACAUUAUAUGAAACACAAAGACUCAAACAAAUGGGAUGAGUAUAAUUAUAAAACCAAAUACAAGGCAUUGCCAGAUAAAGACACUUCACAGCUGCCGAUUUAUAAAUGUCAUGGUUGCAACUACGAAUCAAUGGAUAAGAAUAGUCUCAUCAAACAUCAGUUGGUACAUAAAGAUCAUUCUCAGGUCCAAAUGUACACAUGUAAUGACUGCGAGUUCAGUACUAAGUACAAGAAUGGUAUCAAAGUGCACCGACUGAAACAUAAAGAACCUUCGCAGAUUAAAAUGUACAGGUGUAAUGACUGCGAUUAUAAAACUAGAUACAAUGGUAAUUUAAAACAACAUCAACUGAAACAUAAAGACCCUUUGCUAGUUCAAACGUAUACGUGUAACGAUUGCGAUUACAAAACUAAAUACAAGAGUAAUAUCAAAAUACAUCAACUGAAACAUAAAAAUCCUUCACAGAUUCAAAUGCACAGGUGUAAUGACUGCAAUUACAAAACAAAAUACAAAAAUGAUAUCAAACGACAUAAACUGAAACAUACAGAUCCUUCGCAAAUUCAAAUGUACAAGUGUGAAGACUGCGAUUUUGAAACAAAAUACAGGAAAGUUAUCAAUCGGCACAAACUUAAUCAUAAAAAUCCUUCGCAGAUUUAAACGUACAGGUGCAGUGACUGUGAUUACAAAACUAUACAUAGGCGUUAUAUUAAAAUGCAUGAGUUGAAACAUAAGGAUCAAAUGUGCAAGUGCAAUGACUGCGAUUAUGAACCCAAAUAAAAUAAAAAAACUGUGUCAUGUGUGAAACUAACUAAGGUUGGCAGGUGUGAAUUCAAUUUGAUAAAUUCUUAUAAUUAACAGUAAGAGCAGUAUAGUUUUGACAUCAGUAAAGAUGUAGAAAAGUUGGUCAACUGGUUUCUGAGCCUGCAGAGAAAUGGGGAUCAUGUGGAGGGAGUGUGCAGAGGUCACUAGGGAGGGAGCCCAACAAACCCUGUAAAAUAAAGACGAGCAAGACAGUUUCGCUUCACCUCCUCAAUAGGUUAAUUGUGUAAAUAUUUUUUAAACAGCAAUGUUGUAUGCUGUGUAGACUAUGUACUUAACAAAA